UUUGUCAAUAAAUAGUAUGAGUAUGUAUAAAAAAAAAUUACGUAACAAUAGUAUGUAGGUUCAUACCGAUUUAAAUAAUUUUCGAUUAUUUACUUUGGUACCUCUAGUUGUUGGAUUGAAAAAGUGUGGUUUCUCGCAGUGUUUACAUAUCUGAUGGUAUUUAAUAAUCAACAUUAUAAACAGGACUAGAUGUUUUAAUGAACUGAACAACCUUCACAUUCCAGUAUUUUAUCGAUUAUAAGUAAAUUUUACGUUGUUGUUAGUAAUGUGUAGGUAGACUAAAAUUAUGGCAGGAAAAGCUAUUUUAUAUUCCUAUUGGAGGAGUUCCUGCUCAUGGAGAGUUCGAAUUGCAAUGAAUUUAAAAGAGAUUUCUUACGAUAUUGUGCCAGUUUCAAUUUUAAAAGGUAAAGAUGAACAACACUCGGAUGAAUAUCGUAAGAUAAAUCCUAUGAAACAAGUUCCUUCGCUGGCCAUAGAUGGAAAUAUUUUAAUUGAAAGUCUCAGUAUUCUGGAAUAUUUGGAAGAAACUCGUCCAAAAAUCCCUCUGCUACCAUCAGAUUUUGGAGCACGGGCCAAAGUUAGGGAAAUAUGUGCAAUUAUUGCAAGCGGAAUACAGCCAUUGCAGAAUCUUAAAGUACUGAAUUACGUUGGCAAAGAAAAGCAACAGGAAUGGGCGCAACACUGGAUUAACGAAGGUUUUAGAGCCGUAGAAAAAAUAUUAAGUACAACGGCAGGCGAAUAUUGUAUUGGAAACGACGUCACAUUAGCUGACUGUUUUCUAAUACCCCAAGUUUAUAAUGCAAGGAGAUUUCAAGUAAAUUUAGAACUUUUUCCGAAUAUUUUGAAAAUUGACACCCGACUGAAAAAUCACCCAGCAUUCAGGGAAGCUGAUCCAGAGCAUCAGCCUGAUUGUCCUAAUAAAUAAGAUUUUCAAAUUUUGUUAUUCUGCGACAUGAAAAUAUAUUGUUAUAAAAAAGACAUUAAAAGUAAUGAACGACUAUUAUUUUAUAGGUGGCCAAAUGAGGAUAUUUUGAGAUUAUCAAAAGGAAGUGGUUUUAUUGAAAAGUAAUUAUAUCACUGUCAACAAAUUUUUGAAUUUGGCUUUCCACAAUCUGUUGUUCAUCACUGAUUUAUAUAAAAUAUGCUAAAUAAAAUGUACUUAUAUUUGAGUGAUGCAA
Molecule: messenger RNA, 1178 nt
Organism: Anoplophora glabripennis (Asian longhorned beetle)
Lineage: Eukaryota; Metazoa; Arthropoda; Insecta; Coleoptera; Cerambycidae
Product: probable maleylacetoacetate isomerase 2
Exons: 4
Coding region: 287-925 (212 amino acids)
Biological process (GO): glutathione metabolic process; L-phenylalanine catabolic process
Cellular component (GO): cytoplasm; mitochondrion
Molecular function (GO): maleylacetoacetate isomerase activity; glutathione transferase activity
Source: RefSeq, a predicted model, not a curated record